This is a messenger RNA of Apaloderma vittatum (bar-tailed trogon), 612 nucleotides long. RefSeq names its product indoleamine 2,3-dioxygenase 2-like. Lineage: Eukaryota; Metazoa; Chordata; Aves; Trogoniformes; Trogonidae. The annotation marks the transcript as partial. Gene Ontology annotation, biological process: 'de novo' NAD+ biosynthetic process from L-tryptophan. The record is from RefSeq and is a predicted model, not a curated record. The transcript has 7 exons. Gene Ontology annotation, cellular component: cytoplasm. Gene Ontology annotation, molecular function: indoleamine 2,3-dioxygenase activity; heme binding; L-tryptophan 2,3-dioxygenase activity.
ACAGAGCUGCCGGCGCCCUACGGCCCCUGGAUGGAGAUUGCCCAUGACCUGCCCCGGCUGAUCGUGAGCCGCCGGCUCCGCUCACAAGUGCUCAAGAUGCCGCAGCUGAGCGCCCGGCACCUGCGAGGACGCGAGGAGCUGCACUUGGCGCAUCUGGUGCUCAGCUUCAUGACGAUGGGCUACAUCUGGCAGGAGGGCGAGGAGGGCACCGUCAAGGUGCUGCCCCAGAAUCUUGCUGUCCCAUUCUGGGAGGUCUCACAGGCCCUCGGUCUCCCCCCCAUCCUCAGCCAUGCGGACUUUGUGUUGGCCAACUGGAGGAGGAAGAAUCCCGAUGGGCCUCUGGAAAUGGAGAACCUGGACACCAUCAGCUCGCUGCCCGGCGGAGAGAGCCUGCGGGGGUUCAUCCUCGUCACGCUCCUGGUGGAGAAGGCGGCUGUGCCGGGGAUUAAGGCCGUCCUUCAGGCCCUCCGUGCCAUCCCGCAGCUGGAUGAGGAGACCCUGCACGAAGCCCUGCAGGAGCUGGCGGACGCCAUCGGCGCCAUGAACCAGGCUUUGAAGCGGAUGCACGACUACGUGGACCCAGCAGUGUUUUACGCUGUGAUCCGGAUCUUU